This is a messenger RNA of Pyricularia oryzae 70-15, 228 nucleotides long. RefSeq lists its product as uncharacterized. The transcript has 2 exons. NCBI's taxonomy places the organism in Eukaryota, Fungi, Ascomycota, Sordariomycetes, Magnaporthales, Pyriculariaceae. The record is from RefSeq and is a predicted model, not a curated record. The coding region runs from base 1 to 228 and encodes 75 amino acids.
AUGCAUUACAAGCAGGUCUUGGUCAUUUUCGCUUUGGCACAGGUUGCCAUCGCUGCCCCAGGGAGAGGUCGACCGAGUCGACCCUCUCCCGGUCGAGGGGGCCCUCCCGGUCGAGGGGGCCCUCCCGCUCUUGACAGAAAACCCUCCACACUGGAUGAUUUCUUUAUUGGAGGAUUCAGGGAUCGUUUUUCAAAGUUCACUGGCAAGCUCUUUGGAGGAGGUCGCUAA